This is a messenger RNA of Psylliodes chrysocephalus, 889 nucleotides long. NCBI's taxonomy places the organism in Eukaryota, Metazoa, Arthropoda, Insecta, Coleoptera, Chrysomelidae. The record is from the annotation of a GenBank genome assembly.
CUGUCUUCGCGUUCGUUGAAAAUGGCAACCACAAUAUCAAAAAAGCGAAAAUUCGUUGGAGACGGUGUCUUCAAAGCCGAAUUAAAUGAAUUUUUAACAAGAGAAUUAUCUGAAGAUGGUUAUUCCGGCGUGGAAGUUCGAGUUACCCCAACUCGUACCGAAAUUAUCAUUAUGGCCACUAGGACAGACAGAGUAUUGGGUGAGAAAAACCGAAGAAUCCGGGAAUUGACCUCUGUAGUCCAAAAAAGAUUCAACUUCCCCGAAAAUUCCGUUGUUUUAUAUGGAGAGAAAGUAGCAAAUAGGGGUUUGUGCGCUAUUGCCCAGGCUGAAAGUCUUAGGUUCAAAUUGAUCGGGGGCUUGGCUGUCCGUAGGGCUUGCUAUGGUGUCUUAAGAUAUAUCAUGGAAUGCGGAGCUAAAGGUUGCGAAGUAGUUGUUUCUGGUAAACUCAGAGGACAAAGAGCCAAGUCCAUGAAGUUCGUAGAUGGACUCAUGAUCCACUCUGGAGACCCAUGCAAUGACUAUGUAGACACAGCAACGCGUCACGUACUAUUGAGACAGGGAGUCUUAGGUAUCAAAGUAAAAAUCAUGUUGCCAUGGGACCCCAGUGGCAAGACAGGACCGAAGAAACCUCUUCCUGACAAUGUCUCUGUGGUUGAACCCAAAGAAGAGACUUUGCCACUCUUCCCUAGCAGUGAAAUCAAAGCUGUGAAACAAGAUGUGCCAGCUAUUCCAAUAGCUGUAGCAUAAGAGGAUUAUGUUUUUUUAUAAGUUUAAAAAGAUCUAAUAAAAAUAAAAAAAAACUUGUACUGGUGUUAUUUCAUAAAAUUAUGCCCGGAAUCUCAUUGAAUAUUCUUUAUUUCAAUUUAAAAAACAUUGGUUAGAUUACACU